Messenger RNA from Macrosteles quadrilineatus (aster leafhopper), 1514 nucleotides. It is a transcript of the gene Aos1, whose product is annotated as SUMO-activating enzyme subunit 1. Gene Ontology annotation, biological process: protein sumoylation. Gene Ontology annotation, cellular component: cytoplasm; SUMO activating enzyme complex. The coding region runs from base 162 to 1187 and encodes 341 amino acids. The transcript is spliced from 2 exons. The record is from RefSeq and is a predicted model, not a curated record. NCBI's taxonomy places the organism in Eukaryota, Metazoa, Arthropoda, Insecta, Hemiptera, Cicadellidae. Gene Ontology annotation, molecular function: SUMO activating enzyme activity.
UUUGGCUAUUUUAAUAGAAAUAUUUAACUUAGAGUCAACUUAGCAUAUUAAGUUUAUUUCAUCUUUCUUAACUGUGUGUUGUGUGUAGUCCAAAUUGGAAGUAAACUUGACAUUUUGAAAUUGGGCAUAAAAAUAGGCCUAGGCCUACCAUACUGUUCAAUAUGGUUGAAGCGAACCAGUACAACUUGACAGAAGAUGAAGCAGAUUUGUAUGAUAGACAGAUCCGACUUUGGGGCCUCGACUCUCAGAAGAGACUGCGAGCUGCCACUGUUCUUCUCAUUGGAUUGAAGGGUCUCGGUGCUGAAUUCUGUAAAAACAUUGUCUUAGCAGGCAUUAAAUCAAUUACUCUUAUGGAUGACAAGAAUGCUACUGAGGAGGAGAAAUUUAGCCAGUUCUUGAUUCCACGAGAGAAACUAGGCAGCAACCGUGCUGCAGCAUCCCUGGAACGAGCUCAGCGACUGAAUCCAAUGGUAGAGAUGAAAGUAGACAGUGACAGUGUUGAUAGUAAGACAGAUGAGUUUUUCACCCAGUUCCAUGUAGUGGUUGCUACAGAUUGUGACAUGGAUCAACUUUUGCGUAUAAAUAAAAUUUGUCACAAUGCCAAUGUCAAAUUUUUCUGCGCUGAUGUGUUUGGAUUUUAUGGCUACAUGUUUGCUGAUCUUCAGACUCAAGAGUACAUGGAUGAGAUAAAAACAGUCAAAAAACUUUCCAAAGCAAUUGGAAACAAGAAACAAAAGUUACAGGAUACUGAGAUGGUCACAGUAAACAAAAAGGGUACCUUGCACUAUCCCACCCUUCAGGAAAGCCUUAAGGUGUGCAAAAACAUCGCCAAUAUGUCAAAAAGAACUCUGGCCGAUAUGGUCUCCUUCUUCCUUCUGAAGAUUUUGUUGAAGUUCCGAGCUGAUGUUGGUCGAAAUCCUCAAGCAGCAACAAGAGUAGAGGAUCUAGAAACUCUGAAGAAAAUUAGGGAAUCAGAAAUGCAAAGUUUUAAGGUUGCAGUUGACCAAGUUCCUGACGAGUAUCUUUCAAAUUUAUUUUCCCAGAUCAGUCCUAUCUGUGCUAUCCUCGGAGGUGAACUUGCCCAAGAAGUUAUCAAAACAGUGUCUCAGAAGGGAGAACCCCAUGACAACUUCUUCUUCUUCAAUCCUGUAAGAAAUCACGGUAUUGUGAUCAAGAACGGACAUUGAAGUUCUGCUUACUGCUACUCUUGAAAGUUUUCUCUAUUAAUUUUAACUGUUCUAAAUAUUAUUAAAAACUAUAGUUGUUUUGCAAUUUUAAGUCUGAAGUUAGGAAAGUGUUUUGUGUGGUCUAAGUUUCAAUGUGAUCAUCUAGUUAAAAUAGUUAUAUAAAAAAAUGAAAAGCAACUUACAAGUGUAACAUUGAACUGGUUUUGUUUGAGAUAUUGUAAUUGAAUAAUCUUAUAAAACAAAAUUCAGUAACACAUUUUUUGGAAACUAGCCACUGUUAUUUUUAGUAUUUUUCUUAAAGAUUUGUAAUAAAUAUGUAACGGUCAA